AUGACUCCUAGCUCGGUGAUUGCGCUGGGUCUCGCCCUGUGGGCCUCGGUGGCCAGUGCCGUCCCCGCCGAUCCCCUGGUCACUGCGGCCCCCAGUCUCGAAGACCUGGAAAAACGGGCGACCAGCUGCACGUUCUCCGGCUCCGAGGGUGCCUCCUCCGCGAGCAAGUCCAAAACCUCCUGUUCCACCAUCGUUCUGUCCGACGUGGCUGUCCCGUCGGGCGUCACCCUGGACCUGACGGACCUGAAUGAAGGGACUUAUGUCAUUUUUGAGGGCGAGACCACUUUCGGCUACGAAGAAUGGGAUGGACCUCUUGUUUCCGUCUCCGGAACCGAUAUCACCGUGACUGGUGCCUCCGGUGCUUAUCUCAAUGGUGAUGGUAGCCGUUGGUGGGACGGUGAGGGAAGCGAUGGCGGCAAGACGAAGCCUAAGUUCUUCUACGCGCAUGACUUGACCUCCUCCUUGAUUAGCGGAAUCUACAUCCAGAACUCGCCGGUGCAGGUUUUCAGCAUUGAUGGGGCCACGGACCUCACUCUGGAGGACAUUACCAUUGACAACACUGAUGGUGACGAUGAGGGGGCCGCCAAUACCGACGGGUUUGACAUCGGGUCGAGCACGUAUGUCACCAUCACGGGGGCCAAUGUGUACAACCAGGACGAUUGUGUGGCAAUUAAUUCGGGAGAGAAUAUUUACUUCUCUGGUGGUGUCUGCUCUGGCGGACAUGGUCUCUCCAUCGGGUCCGUCGGCGGACGUGACGACAACACAGUCAAGAACGUGACAUUCUAUGAUUCGGAGAUCAAAAGCUCACAGAAUGGAGUUCGCAUCAAGACAAUCUACGGCGACACCGGCACCGUCAGCGAAAUCACCUACAAGGAGAUCACCCUGUCCGAGAUCACCGACUACGGCAUCGUGGUGGAGCAGAACUAUGACGACACCGAUGAAAGCCCGACCAACGGAGUCACCAUCUCGGAUUUCGUCCUGGACGGGGUUGUAGGUACGGUCGAGGACACCGGCACCAAUAUCUACAUUCUUUGCGGAUCGGAUAGCUGCACGGACUGGACUUGGACGGACGUUGAUAUCACUGGAGGAAAAACCAGUUCGGAUUGUGAGAAUGUGCCGGACGAUAUCAGCUGUUAAGCCUUCCGACUGUGAGGUGGCCAACAGAGGUCAGGUGGAGGUUUCUUCUCCCCGUGUAACCAAUCAACCAACCGACCUACCAUGAUCUUGGAUUUUGACCCACUGG
Aspergillus heteromorphus CBS 117.55 is the source of this 1243-nucleotide messenger RNA. Its product is annotated as glycoside hydrolase family 28 protein. Gene Ontology annotation, biological process: pectin catabolic process. The transcript is spliced from 4 exons. Lineage: Eukaryota; Fungi; Ascomycota; Eurotiomycetes; Eurotiales; Aspergillaceae. Bases 1 to 1137 code for a protein of 378 amino acids. Gene Ontology annotation, cellular component: extracellular region. The record is from RefSeq and is a predicted model, not a curated record. Gene Ontology annotation, molecular function: polygalacturonase activity.